AUGUCGAAAAUGUGGGAAGUAGAUCCCGAGACAAGGGCCAAGCUUCUCCAAAUCUCAAAGACGAAUGGAAACGAUCGCUGUUGUGACUGCGGAGCGCCUUCCCCGCAAUGGGCAUCGCCGAAAUUCGGAAUCUUCAUCUGCUUAAACUGUGCAGGCACCCAUCGCGGGCUCGGAGUACACGUUUCAUUCGUCCGGUCUAUCACUAUGGAUGCCUUUAAGAAUGCCGAAAUACAGAGGAUGGACAAGGGGGGCAACGAUACCUGGAAAAGUUUCUACGACGAGCACACGAUUGUCAUCUCGGAGGGUCGGACGUUCGACGAUUCUACGAUAAAGGAGAGAUACGAUAGCGAAGUCGGGGAAGAAUACAAAGACAGGCUUACGGCAAAGAUUGAGGGCACCGAAUAUGUACCUAGAGAGAGAAAGAAGAAACAGCCUUCACCAGCUGAAAGUGCGUCGAGCUCGAGCACGCCGCUACAGGGGGGUCGAGCAUCUCCCGCGGUUGGGGCAACCCGGAAAGAACGCAAUGAAGCGUAUUUUGCGAAGUUGGGAAAUGAGAAUUCUGCCCGUCGAGAUGAUCUAGCUCCUUCUCAAGGCGGAAAAUAUGGUGGAUUUGGUGGCGGAGUGACGGUGUCUAGGGCUCCUCGACAAGAGAGCGCCGUACCCGGUCUCAAUGAUUUCCAAAGUGACCCUGUCGCGGCUUUAUCUAAGGGAUUUGGCUGGUUCACAUCGGCAGUGGGAAAGGGAGCCAAGAAUGUGAAUGAUGCAUACAUUCAACCUACUGCUAAAUCGCUCGCUGAGUCGGACUUCGCAGCACAGGCCCGCUUACAAGCCUCACAGCUAGGUCAAAACUUUCAAACCGGAGCGCGAGAUGCGGCUGAGCGAUUCAACCGAUUUGUCGAGGGCGAUACAUUUGGUGAUCAGCAGCGGCGUUAUCAGCCGGAACGACAAGAUUUCUGGGACGACUUUUCAGCGGCUGGAGAGCAAAGUGUUCGCCAAAAAAGGCAAUCUGGUGCCAUUGGUACUGCCACGAUGAAAUCCACCCCGUCAUCAACAGCCGCUGUUCCAUCGUCUAGAGUUAGCUCGGCGACCCCUGUUAGCACUGGCGUUGGCCCGAAUACUUCGACUUCUACUUCAUCGACGAAGGAGAAGGAGGAUUGGGGUGAGGAUGACUGGUAA
Messenger RNA from Talaromyces atroroseus, 1176 nucleotides. RefSeq lists its product as hypothetical. The record is from RefSeq and is a predicted model, not a curated record. Bases 1 to 1176 code for a protein of 391 amino acids. NCBI's taxonomy places the organism in Eukaryota, Fungi, Ascomycota, Eurotiomycetes, Eurotiales, Trichocomaceae. Gene Ontology annotation, molecular function: GTPase activator activity. Gene Ontology annotation, cellular component: Golgi membrane. Gene Ontology annotation, biological process: regulation of endocytosis; regulation of ARF protein signal transduction. The transcript is spliced from 4 exons.